Molecule: messenger RNA, 1770 nt
Organism: Prorocentrum cordatum
Lineage: Eukaryota; Dinophyceae; Prorocentrales; Prorocentraceae
Source: the annotation of a GenBank genome assembly
UCCUCCUCCUCCCCCUCCUCCCCCUCCUCCUCCCCCCCCUCUCUCGGCCCUGCCAGGGACGGGGGGGGGGGCAGCCUUCCGCAGCACCCCAGGGCGGGGGCGGACGCGCGCGUGCUGCCAGGGCCGAGCAGGAGGAGCGGCCCCGAGAUGCACCGAGACCUCGCCCCGCGCGCGCUGCUGCCCACGCUGCUCCUCGCGCUGGGCGCCGCCCGCGGCGCGGGGGCCAUCGCCGCGGCAGGUGCGCCGGCCAGGCAGAUCCCCGGAUUCAAGACCACGUACACGGUCGUGACUCCUGGCGGCGGCGAGAGGAAGGUCGCGAAGAAUUCCGUCGUCACCGUGCACGCCACUGGCGUGGUCGUGGAGACAGGCAAGAAGUUCUGGAGCACGAAGGACCCCGGCCAGGAGCCCUUCACGUACACGGCCGGCGUGGGUGGCGUGAUCCGGGUUGGGACCAGGGCUGCCUCGGAAUGCACGUGGGCGAGCAGCGUAAACUGGUGAUCCCCGCCGAGGAGGGCUACGGCAAGGGCGGCUUCCCGGCGUGGGGCAUUCCGCCAGGCGGCACGCUCGAGUUCACCCUGGAGUGCUUGACCAUCAAGUAAGGUCUCCGGCGAGGCCAAGAGGUGCAAGGAGCUGGUCGACCGCGUCCAGACAGAGAGAGGGCGGUGCGAGAUCGUCCCCGUGCACCGAAAAUGAACAGCACCCUCCAUUCCUUCAGGAUUCCGAGCAAAAGCCAGAAGCACAUUUGCAUCAGCAUAGUUGGUGGCUCAUAAGCACGAGCUCCUCAUAUGCCCAAGUCCGCCAUUUGGACCACCAAGGAGGAUGUUCCCGCCACCACACCAAUGCGCUGAGGCGGCUCCUAAAAGUACUUUCCCAAAGUCCUCGUGGGGUAGGCAUUGAACACCGAAGAAGAAAUUGCACUACGAGCACUUGCGCAGCAGGCUACGACAGUACAUGGAUCUGCCAUGCCGCAUCAAGUUGUCGGGUCCGUUGUGUCCGUUCUUCCCAUACUGCGCAGGUUUGACCCGAUACCUCGAAUGAUUGUCUUUUUCCGAUGACAUACGGCAACAGCUUGGACCACACGCAAACACUUCGAACUGAUCGUACGGGUUUUCUGGUGGCUUCACUAAGCCGAGCGAGACUGCAGGGGUUGUAGAUGGGGGGCUCCAAUGUCUUCGCGCGCGUGUAUCCAUUGCACCUUCCACACUCGAUGGAUGGCAUGCCAGAAGCCUCGACGAUACUCCUCCUGAUCGUUGUUUCGCCCCUUUCCGUACCUGCAUUCAGCCAAAGUGUAAUCGUGGCCCUAACGUACGUCGACCGUUGCACAAGUGCAUGAUGCAACAUAGGGCCAGACUAAAAUUGGGAGUGCAAGGCAGGAAGGGUGCCUGAAAUGACGCUCGCACAAUGCGAGAAGAACUGUUCACGUAUUUAAGACAAGGUUGGAACGGUUGGUUGGAUUCGUUUUCACCAGUUCUCAGGCGCUGCAUUUUCUUUGUUUUGUGAUCUGAGCUUCGACGAGUGAGUUGGGCUCAUGCUUCUCAUUUGUUAUGAGACACCGCGCCAUUACUGUUCGACGAGCAUGUCGGAUUGCGGGCUCGAUCGCAGUGCCAGUUGCCAGAACAAUGUGACACGUUGAUGAAUGGACGCAGCUUGGCGACACAGAGAUCACACAAUUUGCAUUACUUGUAACGGAAAGUUCGGUAUGUGUACAGGUUGUGGACACCGAUAGGGAAACAGAUGCAUGCCUACGAUGAUCAAAUAAUUUCGCCUUGU